AUGUCGUGUCGUUGUGUGAUUGGUCGUUGUCGUUUUGUAGGGUGGAGUCUGUUUCAAGCGUUCGCAGCGUUUUGUGAGAUUGUUGAACGUUCUGGUAAACUUCUACGUCACGAGAUGGAAGGAAAUGUCGCUGAAGCUGCGAGGAAGGAAGAAUGGAAGAAGGUUCGACGACUGGUGAAACAAGGAGGGAACGUGAAUUGUGUGGAUGAAUCCAGACAUACAGCUCUGCAUUAUGCUAUCAUGCAUGGAAAUUCAGAUAUUUGUUCGUUCUUGCUGUCACGACGCGCGAACGUCAGUCAGACAGACGAGGAUGGAAAUACGCCGCUUCAUGACGCUGCUUAUCAUCAUUAUGUCGAUCUCUGUCAACUGUUAGUUGAUCACAAAGCUGAUGUUACUUCUGUUAACAAUAAAGAUGUAAAUGCAUUAAAUGAAAGUGGACAAACACCACUACAUACAGCAGCUGGUGGAGAGAAAGACUGUCCUGAAUUGUGUUCUAUUUUACUAAAACAUAAUGCCAAGAUUAAUGCAGUGGAUAAAGAUGGAAACCAACCACUACACUUGGCAUGUAAACGAGGUCAUACAAGAACAAUUCAUUUGUUACUCUCUAAUGGAGCAGAUGUAAAUGCAUUAAAUGAAAGUGGACAAACACCACUACAUACAGCAGCUGGUGGAGAGAAAGACUGUCCUGAAUUGUGUUCUAUUUUACUAAAACAUAAUGCCAAGAUUAAUGCAGUGGAUAAAGAUGGAAACCAACCACUACACUUGGCAUGUAAACGAGGUCAUACAAGAACAAUUCAUUUGUUACUCUCUAAUGGAGCAGAUGUAAAUGCAUUAAAUGAAAAUGGACAAACACCACUACAUACAGCAGCUGGUAGAGUGAAAGACUAUUGGCAUACAAGAACAAUUCAUUUGUUACUCUCUAAUGGAGCAGAUGUAAAUGCAUUAAAUGAAAAUGGACAAACACCACUACAUACAGCAGCUGGUGGAGUGGAAGACUAUUGGCAUGUUUGGCAUGUUAGAUUGAUAGACAGUCCUGAAUUAUGUUCUAUUUUACUAAAACAUGAUGCCAAGAUUGAUGCAGUGGAUAAAGAUGGAAACCAACCACUACACUUGGCAUGUAAACGAGGUCAUACAAGAACAAGUCAUUUGUUACUCUCUAAUGGAGCAGAUGUAAAUGCAUUAAAUGAAAGUGGACAAACACCACUACAUACAGCAGCUGGUGGAGACCGACCGCUACACUUGGCAUGUAAACGAGGUCAUACAAGAACAAGUCAUUUGUUACUCUCUAAUGGAGCAGAUGUAAAUGCAUUGAAUGAAUAUGGACAAACACCACUACAUACAGCAGCUGGUGGAAAGAAAGGCUGUCCUGAAUUGUGUUCUAUUUUACUAGAACAUAAUGCCAAGAUUGAUGCAGUGGAUAAAGAUGGAAAUCAACCACUACACUUGGCAUGUAAACAAGGUCAUACAAGAAGAAGUUGGUUGUUACUCUCUAAUGGAGCAGAUGUAAAUGUAUUGAAUGAAAAUGGACAAACACCACUACAUACAGCAGCUGGUGGAGAGGAAGACUGUCCUGAAUUGUGUUCUAUUUUACUAAAACAUAAUGCCAAGAUUGAUGCAGUGGAUAAAGAUGGAAACCAACCACUACACUUGGCAUGCAGUAGGCUUCACUCUGCAACUUGUAGUUUAUUGGUAUCUCAUGGGGCUAACAGAACGUCUCUAAACAAGCAACAGAAACAACCUGUGGAAUUGGCAAAUGAAUCUGUAAUGAUGAAAUUUGAAGUAGAUAACAGCAAUUAUGGUUUACACAUAGCAUUAAGAAAUGGUUACACUCAUACUGUUCAGCUGUUAGUGGAUUGUGGAGCAGAUGUAAAUAUAUUGAAUGAAGAUGGACAAACACCACUACAUACAGCAGCUGGUAGAAAGAAAGACUGUCCUGAAUUGUGUUCUUUUUUACUAAAACUUAAUGCCAAGAUUGAUGCAGUGGAUAAAGAUGGAAACCAACCACUACACUUGGCAUGUAAACGAGGUCAUACAAGAACAAGUCGUUUGUUACUCUCUAAUGGAGCAGAUGUAAAUGCAUUGAAUGAAAAUGGACAAACACCACUACAUACAGCAGCUGGUAGCUGGGGUAGUAUUUGGAGUGGUAGCUGCAGUCCUGAAUUGUGUUCUAUUUUACUAGAACAUAAUGCCAAGAUUGAUGCAGUGGAUAAAGAUGGAAAUCAACCACUACACUUGGCAUGUAAACAAGGUCAUACAAGAAGAAGUUGGUUGUUACUCUCUAAUGGAGCAGAUGUAAAUGCAUUGAAUGAAUAUGGACAAACACCACUACAUACAGCAGCUGGUGGAAAGAAAGGCUGUCCUGAAUUGUGUUCUAUUUUACUAGAACAUAAUGCCAAGAUUGAUGCAGUGGAUAAAGAUGGAAAUCAACCACUACACUUGGCAUGUAAACAAGGUCAUACAAGAAGAAGUUGGUUGUUACUCUCUAAUGGAGCAGAUGUAAAUGUAUUGAAUGAAAAUGGACAAACACCACUACAUACAGCAGCUGGUGGAGAGGAAGACUGUCCUGAAUUGUGUUCUAUUUUACUAAGACAUAAUGUCAAGAUUCAUGCAGUGGAUAAAGAUGGAAACCAACCACUACACUUGGCAUGCAGUAGGCUUCACUCUGUAACUUGUAGUUUAUUGGUAUCUCAUGGGGCUAACAGAACGUCUCUAAACAAGCAACAGAAACAACCUGUGGAAUUGGCAAAUGAAUCUGUAAUGAUGAAAUUUGAAGUAGAUAACAGCAAUUAUGGUUUACACAUAGCAUUAAGAAAUGAUGACACUCAGACUGUUCAGCUGUUAGUGGAUUGUGGAGCAGAUGUAAAUAUAUUGAAUGAAGAUGGACAAACACCACUACAUACAGCAGCUGGUGGAGAGAAAGACUGUCCUGAAUUGUGUUCUAUUUUACUAAAACAUAAUGCCAAGAUUGAUGUAGUGGAUAAAGAUGGAAACCAACCACUACACUUGGCAUGUGAGGCUGCUUUAACAUCAACAGUUCGACAUCUGUUGGAUUACAAUGCUGAUGUGCUUGCUACAAAUAAUUUUCAUCAAACUGCUCUGCAUAAGGCAGCUUGUAGCAAGAGAGAUUGCCCUGAGGUUUGUGUGAUGCGCAUAGCAAAGGGAGCUCAAGUGAAUGCUACAGAUGGCAAUGGAGACACAUCUCUACAGGUUGCAUUUCAGAAAGGAAAUAUGAGCACAGUUGAUGUGUUAGUUGAAAAUGAUGCUGAUUGCAAUGUAGUGAAUGUGUGUGGUGAGACAUUACUGCACUUGGCUUGUAAGAGUCGUGUUGAAUGUGUUGAGUUGUGUGAUAAGUUGAUAUCACAUGGAGCGAACCCUCAUAUAGCUGACAGAGAAGGAAACUUACCUUUACAUAUUGCUUUGAAGUACAGACUUGCUAAGACAUUUGGCUGUUUGCUUCAAAAGUCAGGUAAAGCCAAAUUAGAUGACUUUCAGAAGGUGACUAUUGAUAAAGAAGAUCUUGUGGCCAUUUUCAGUAGUGCUCAUGAAGCUAACGACAUUAAUACUUGUGGUCAUAUUAUUAAAUUUAGUGCUAAGGUAGACCCUUCAAAUAGAUUAUCUCUGAGAGCACUAAACUGUCAUACAACACUAGGAUACUCACUCAUUCAGAGAGCAGUGAAAGAGCAGAAUAUUAAAUUUUGUCAGCAUUUGAUUGAUCAUGGAGCAUCUGUAAAUGAUGCAGAUGUACCUCACAGCUAUCGAGAUCGUACUUUCAAGGACCCUCCUUUACAUCUAGCAGUAAAGUUGGGACAUACAGAUUUAUGUCGUUUACUUAUAGAACACGGUGCUACUAUUGACCCCGAUAUGAAAGGCAGAAUAGGUCCAUUGCAUUUAGCUGUUGUUAAUGAGCAGAAAGAUGUAGCAAGACUACUUCUGUCUCAUGGCGCUGAUUUGAGUAAAGUUGAAAUUAGUGGAGGAUCUGCUUUGAGGAGAUUAGAUACACGAGGAAAUGUCAAAAUGGCAUCAAUCAUUCAGGCUACCGAAACAUUUCCUGAAGAGAUUGUGUCUCAAGGAGAGACAGCAUUGCGUAUCUAUCUGUCAAGUUGUGAUGAGGGAUCAGCAGUGGAUGUGUUUUUACGUGUUGAUGUUGUCGGUCGUGAUGGUGCCGGUAAGACUAGCUUAACAAAAUCUCUCACUCUGCAGAAGUUCAAUCGUGAUGAGCCGAGCACAAGAGGAGUGGUGUUUGAUCCAAAGUGUCAGAUUAUUGUGAAGGAAGCAUGUGACUGGACCAACCCUCUCACAAGUGCUGACUACACAGAAAUAUAUGAGAAGAAUGUUGUGAUCAAUAUGGCAGAUACACUCGACACACCACAAGUGAAAGAUCAAUAUUUCAAGUCAAAAGAAAGUGAACAGCCAAAGAGACAGAAACACAGACGUGUUGCAAGCAAAUCAUCAAAGCAGGAGCUACAUGAGCAAGCGGCUUCUGUUGGCAUGGAGCUUUCACUGCCUCGUGUACCACUUGAUGAUUUUUCUCAGGAGUUGCCCAUUACUUCUAAAAAACCAACAACUUCCGUAGUUCCACCACCAUCUGUUGCAUCAGAUUUGUUGAUGUUAUCACAAACGUCGUCAAAUUUGUUGCCAAUUGAUGACUUUAGAUAUUUGUCUGACAUCCCAGUCACAAAUGCAAAAGCAUCAGGUGGUACAGGCAUGCUUGUUGCUACAGCAUGUCCCGUGUUAGAUCAGAUUGAAUCAGGUUUUAGAAAUUUAGACAAUUUAGUUUUCGAAGGAGACAGCAAAUCUAUGGCAGGAAGAUAUUCAGUUGAUUUACACAGCAGUCAGGAAAGUAAAGCAGUAAACCAGCGGACAAGCAUUCCAACUGCAAAUUUCCAAUCGGCAAGAAUAAAUGCAACACAAGUGACAUCGAAAUUGUCUGGCAAUGUUGAUGCUCCUUCUACUGAGAACACAACUACUCUACCUCAACACAUUCAAGAAAGGGUUUCUAAGAAUUUGAGAGACCGAAAGUCUCGUCAAAAGGCUAAGAAAGAAAUUAUGCUUACUGUGUUGGACUAUGCUGGUCAGAAUGUGUUCUAUGUCACACAUCAUUUGAUCAUGUCAAAAGCUGGUUUUAUGUACAUCGUGUUUAAUGCUUCUCUGCCAAUGGACGGCAAGACUCCAUGUCAGUUUCGCUUAGAAGAUGGACAAAUUAUCCACAUUCCUUUGUUUGAUAACGAAACAAACUUUGAUCGAUUGGAAGAGUGGGUAUCAGGUGUUCAUAUCAUGGAAGGUGAUCAGUCACGUCGUAUCAUGAUAUUUGAGAAAGUAGGAAUCAGAUCACCUGCCAUGUUUCUAGUAGGAACGCAUGUUGAUGAGCUAAAGGAGCAACCAGGGAUGAUGAAGAAACAGGAUGCAUUUAUAAGGAAGAAAUUGGAAGGCACAGUGCUGGCAGAGCAUAUCAUAUGGGCAUCUAAAGAUGUAAUGUGUUUCUAUGUGGAUAACACAGUGACAGAUCCAGACAGUGGAGUUGUAGAUCCACAGGUAAAAUUGCUUCGUCAGAAGACAGAGGAUGUGGCUCACAAGGUGGCCCAACAUCACAGAUUGCCCAUCAGAUGGCUCAAGUAUGAGCAGAAGGUACGAGAAGUGAAAGUCUCUUCUCCAACAAAGAAGACGACAACUGUUGAUGAAUUACUGCAGCUUGCCAUGAAUGCUGCUGGAAUCAAAAGUCGAGAGGAGCUGUUGGUGUUGCUGCAGUAUUUGAGUAGUCGUGCAGUAUUAAUGUAUCAUCCCAUGGCAUUGAAGAGUGGAGAUGAUGAAGAAGUCGUGUUAGAUGUGGAAUGGUUUGUAUCACAGCUGCAGAAAGUGAUCACGAUAUACAUGGAAGGUGAUGUUCCUCCCAUGUUAUGGAAUGAUGUAAAACGCAGCAAAGAGAAAGGCAUCAUGACAAUGUCUCUUGUGAGACAUCUUUUAUCAGAUGCUGGUUCUGCUCAACAUCUCAUUGUGUCACUGAUGAGGCACUAUGAUUUGCUGUGUGAGUAUUCUGUUUUGGAGGAGAAUCUGAAGACAGCAAGUGAUUACCAGGAUUUUCUUAGUCUGGAAGGAAAAGGAGGUGAAUCACAUUGUGAAGUCAAACGGGACGUGUUUAAGAGUAAGGCUUGCUUCAUUCCUUGUCUUUUGGAGCAUGCGGCUGGUCUUGAGUCAUGCAAGAUGAAUGAUGAGCUGAAGUCAUUGCCCCUCAUCUUGUCAUCUGCUCCCAUUCGCAUUCCUCAGCCAUUAUUCUACAGAGUACUGACUCUUCUCUGUAAACGGUUUCGCCGCUUGGCAGUUAUUUAUCGCAAUGUGGGCUACUUCCACAUCUAUCCUGGUCAUCGACUGGAGUUUGCUCUCAACAGAUACAACUUUCAAAUGACUGUGUUGUCAGAGACACACGCUCCUCUCAAUGCCAAGGUGUGUGUUGCUGUUCGUGAGUGGAUUGUUGAUGUUGUUGACAAGGCAAAACAGCAAGGAAUGCCGGGAUUGAUGUUGCAGUUGGGAUUUGAAUGGGAUGUGCCCACAUUGAAGUCAUCGAACAAUGAGUUCAUCUCUCUGGAUGGAUAUCAACAAUCUCGUUUUCUGCUCUACAGCAAUGUGACAAAACGAGAAGUUCAACCUCCUUCCAGACUUUCCCUUUGGUAUCCACAACUGGAAUGCUCUCAAACUGAAAUAAUGUCAACAGCUUGUGCUUCUCGAAUAUCACAACAUGAUACUGUAAGCUAUGAUACACCAGUGGAGUCUCUCAUUGAUGAACCAACUGCAAAUUGCUUGCUAGAAGUGUCCAAACUUCUAGAUGAAGAUGAUGAUUUAGGAGACGACUGGAGGAGGUUAUGGUCUGAGCUGUUAAACAGACCUCUUAAUGAAGACGUGGUGAGGAAGAGAAGUGAGGGUCCAACUCUUUUUCUGCUAAAGCGAUGGUGCAGCAUGAAACCUCCCAGUGAAGCUACAAUAGGAUGGCUGAUGAAGGCUCUCAAUGCAAUAUACCGAAAUAAUGUUGCUCGUGUACUACAAAGACACAUAGAUAUACCACAGCAAGAUGUGACACCUGAGGAGUUAAAUCAUCUUGUUGACAAGAUAGAAGGAUGUUGGCAAGAGUUUGCUUCAGUUCUUGCACCCAACCUGUUUGAAGUUACAGGAAAAAUUGCUGCCAUAAAACAAGACUAUCCUACUUCUGUACUCCAAGCUAAAGCUAUGUUGGAAAUUUGGCGUAACCAACUUGGUACUAAACCCCAGCGACACUUACUUAUUGAUGCAUUAAUUCAACGAGGACUAAGAUCUCAGGCAGAUGCUGUGUUUGGAGUAGAAGUUGUGAAGGAGAUGUUGAAAGGUACAAGAACAAGUGGCAAGACAGACUGAUGAGACUAGACAAGAGCAUCUGCAUACUCUCAGUGACGAGACAACAUAGGAUCUGUUGUUCAUAGCUUGACAUAUGACGGGCUUCAUUCAAGUCUUGAUACCAAGAAUUCAAGUCUUGAACAGCAAGAUUCUAUAGCUCUAAUGAAUUAAGAUAAAAAACGACUGUCGUACGUGUCAAUAUUAUAAACUGUAGUACAGUGUACAUAUGUGGUGAUGAACGUAUGGUAAAUGCAAGUAGAAAUAUUGCAGUUAAUGUUUGAGUGGCACAUGUUGUAUUGCCAAUCAGUAUGUCUAAUACAACAGAAUGCAGUUUAUAA
Molecule: messenger RNA, 7697 nt
Organism: Corticium candelabrum
Lineage: Eukaryota; Metazoa; Porifera; Homoscleromorpha; Homosclerophorida; Plakinidae
Exons: 10
Coding region: 1-7380 (2459 amino acids)
Biological process (GO): protein localization to ciliary inversin compartment; signal transduction
Cellular component (GO): ciliary inversin compartment
Molecular function (GO): protein binding
Source: RefSeq, a predicted model, not a curated record